AUGGAGUCGCGCGUGCGAUCGAUACGACCUUGUGGGCGGGGAGUAGUGUGGGCGGGGCCGGAUAAGAGGCUGGGAUGUAGGGCCGCCCACCCCGCCCCGCACGGCGAUCUCGCCCGCACUACACGUAUACUCGCGCGCCGCGACACGAGACGUCAUGCCGACGCUCCGAACAGCGUUUAUUAAUUACGACAUCCCGCGGCGUCGAGCGGUAGCGGUCGGGAGCUGUCACCGCUCUGCCUAAUUGAACACCCGAGUCUACGCGGCACGCCUCUGGCGAUGCUCGCAGCACAGUGUAACAAACUAUCGAGUAAAUCGCCACCCCCAUUAGCUGAUGCGGCAGUCGGCAAAGGAUUUCAUCCGUGGAAAAAGAGUCCCGGUACACAUUCACCGCCUGGUGCUGGCGUUGCCCCACGCUCCCAGGCACAAGCUUGCGCGCCAUAUGCACGGGCCCCCACAUCUUGUGCCGCAGCACCAUCAUAUGGCAAUGAACUUUACUUUCCAUCAUCGGGUGACCAGCUGCUUGGAAAAAGUGAAUCAAGUGCUAGUUUAGGGUCUAUGUAUUCGAGACAUCCCUAUGAAUCGUGGCCGUUUAAUGUUGGAAGUGGUGGCAGUAGUGGUGCACUUAAAGCAGCAGAAAUGGGUGGCGUCAGUGCCGUGGGUAGUACCUGGUGGGACGUACACAGCGGUUGGCUAGAUGUUGGAGGACAGAUGGCAAAUUACGCUGGACAAGAUUAUUCCCAACUUACACAUUCAUUAUCUGGUGGAGCACAUUUAUUGCCUCCUGCACCUCACCUCUUACAAGAUGCUUACAAAUCUGUACUGCCUACUCAAGGGUCUUUUGGUCUUCAUGGUCCCGGUUCACCUGCGCCGCCAGCUCAAGCACCAUCGCCUCGAUCACAGAGGCGGUACGCCGGUCGAGCUACAUGUGACUGUCCCAAUUGUCAGGAAGCCGAACGAUUGGGUCCCGCAGGAGCACAUCUUCGUAAGAAAAACAUACACAGUUGCCACAUACCAGGAUGUGGAAAAGUAUACGGCAAAACAUCACAUUUAAAAGCACAUUUACGCUGGCAUACCGGUGAGAGACCGUUCGUUUGUAACUGGCUCUUCUGCGGUAAAAGAUUUACACGCUCCGACGAAUUGCAACGGCACCUGAGAACACACACCGGUGAAAAGAGAUUCGCAUGCCCGGUAUGCAACAAACGUUUUAUGCGAUCGGACCACCUUGCGAAACACGUGAAAACGCACAACGGUGGUAAGAAAGGAAGCUCAGAAUCAUGUUCAGAUUCAGAAGAAAACAGUCAGGGCGAGACCGGCGGUGGAGGCCGGUCUCCUGAGCACCCCCUAGACGUGAAGCCGGGGGCGCUGGUGUGA
Molecule: messenger RNA, 1371 nt
Organism: Melitaea cinxia (Glanville fritillary)
Lineage: Eukaryota; Metazoa; Arthropoda; Insecta; Lepidoptera; Nymphalidae
Gene: Sp1
Product: transcription factor Sp9
Biological process (GO): regulation of transcription by RNA polymerase II
Molecular function (GO): RNA polymerase II cis-regulatory region sequence-specific DNA binding; DNA-binding transcription factor activity, RNA polymerase II-specific
Source: RefSeq, a predicted model, not a curated record